CACGCUCCUCACUUUUUUGUUUCACAUUUCUUAAAAUCUCAUAAAUCUCAUAACCAAAAUUUUGAGGAAAAUCGAAAUGUAUCGUUUUCUAUCCGGAAUAAAAGUUGUCGAAAUUGCCGGCCUUGCUCCAGUCCCUCAUUGUGGCAUGAUGCUUGCAGAUUUUGGAGCCGAUGUGACUGUUAUCGAUAAAAAAAAUCCGGCAAUUGAACAACGUCUGAAUCGUGGAAAAACAAUGAAGCAGCUCGAUUUGAAAAACCCAGAAGAUAUUAAAAAGGUUCGAGAUCUGUGCCAAACAAGUGAUGUGUUGCUGGAUCCCUACAGACCGGGAACUCUAGAGAAAAUGGGUUUGGAUCCAUCAACGUUGUGGAAUAAUAAUAAGGGGUUAAUUAUCUGUAAAAUAAGUGGUUACGGUCAAACAGGGAGAAUGAGCCAAGAAACUGGACAUGAUAUCAAUUAUGUGGCAUUGAGUGGUAUGCUUCCAACGUUCUCUGGAGUCAAUGCAACACGGCCAUGGCCUCCUGCAAAUAUGCUGGCUGAUUUUGCUGGCGGUGGUUUGUCAGCCGCAUUUGGAAUUCUGUCAGCAAUUUAUGCAAGAUCUCAUAAUGGAGGCAAAGGAUGCUUGUUAGACUGCUCGAUGACCGAAGGUGUUGCUUAUUUGUCUUCGUUUGUACAGCAUUACUAUGACCAACCGAACCUGUUCACUGACAAAUAUGCAUUAUUUAGUGGUGAAUGUCCGAUUUACAGGACAUAUAAAACGAAAGAUGACAAGUUUGUAGCAGUUGGAGCAGUUGAGCCGAAGUUCUAUCAAAAUUUGUUCAAAUUAUUGAAUGUAGAUGGACGUGACUUGUUCGUAAAUCCCGGUAAAAUUACAGAAGAUUUGGAGAGCAGAUUUCUACAAAAAACUCGUGAUAAAUGGGCAAACAUUUUUAAAGGCCAAGAAUGCUGUGUAACUCCAGUUUUGGAUAUUCAUGAAGUCGGAUCUUAUGGUCAGCAUGUCGACCGUAAUAGUUUUACCAAAACAAGUAGUAAUUGGAUCGCAAAUCCUUCUCCCAGAGUCUGGACGCAAGAUGAGUUGGCUGCACUUUCGUCAAAGAAAUGAUAACUUUUUUCUAUUUUUUCAUCCCAUAAACUUCGUUGAAAAAUUGUUA
Messenger RNA from Caenorhabditis elegans, 1148 nucleotides. It is a transcript of the gene ZK892.4, whose product is annotated as CaiB/baiF CoA-transferase family protein ZK892.4. The record is from RefSeq and is marked reviewed. The transcript is spliced from 7 exons. Lineage: Eukaryota; Metazoa; Nematoda; Chromadorea; Rhabditida; Rhabditidae. The coding region runs from base 77 to 1099 and encodes 340 amino acids. Gene Ontology annotation, molecular function: catalytic activity.